UGCGGAAGGCUGACGUGUGUUUGCCAUGAGUGUGGCCUAACAGAACAGCUGCUGUUUCAGUGUGUGAUUAUUUGACACGGAUUAAGACAUAUAUUUUAAAUUAAAUAAACUAAUUCGAGUGCACACGUGAAGUCAUGGCAGCCGACUGGGAGGAAAUCAGGCGUCUUGCUGCGGAUUUUCAGAGAGCUCAGUUUGCAGACACUGUGCAAAGGUUGUCUGAGAGGAACUGCAUUGAGAUAGUGGCCAAGCUGGUGGAGGAUAAGAAGAUAGAUGUGGUUCACACUCUGGAUGGGAAGGAGUAUGUGACCCCUGCACAGAUCAGCCGAGAAAUACGUGAUGAACUCUACAUGCAUGGAGGGAGGAUUAAUGUUGUUGAUCUUCAAAAGAUCAUCAAUAUCGAUUUGGUCCACGUGGAGAGCAGAGCAAGUGAAAUCGCCAAAUCAGACAAAGGCACACAGCUGAUACUGGGUCAACUGAUCGACAAAACAUUCUUGGAUCGCCUUGCUGAGGAGGUGAAUGAUAAACUACAGGAGGCCGGACAGGUGAACAUCGCAGAGCUUUGCAAAAUGUACGAUCUACCUGGAGAUUUUCUUACUGAGGAGCUGAAUAAGAGACUAGGCAGAGUGAUCCAAGGACAGAUUGAUCAGUACAACAGAGGAAUGAUCUUUACUCAAGCUUUCCUCUCCAGACACAAAGCUCGCAUAUGUGGCCUGUUUAGUGCCAUCACAAGGCCUACGCAAGUCAGCAACUUGUUAAAUCUGUAUGGUUUUCAGGAGAAUCUGUUAUACUCGGUGCUUGAGGAACUGGUGAACAGCGGCCGUUUGAAAGGCUCAGUGGUUGGAGGCAGGCAGGAUAAAGCCAUUUACAUUCCUGAAAUCUACUCCAAAACCCAGAACACUUGGGUUGAGUCCUUCCUCAAACAGAAUGGAUAUUUAGAGUUUGAGGCGCUGACCCGUUUGGGGAUACCUGAUCCAGUCAGUUACAUAAAGAAGCGCUUUAAGUCCCACAAGUUGCUUUUUCUCAAGUCCGUGUGUGUUGGCAAAGCCAUUGUAGAUCAGUUGGAGGCCUCUGUGGAGGAGGCCAUCAACUCAGCCACUUGGGUUGACCUACAGCCGAUGCUGCCUAGCAGUCUAUCCGAGGAGGAUAUAGGAAUUGUAUUAAACGAGGUGAUGAGGUCGAUGAAUGUGCAGUCCAGCGCAAGGCUUCUGUCCACUGUCAUAGUCAGCGAAAAGUUCAUCAGCGGAUGCCUCGCUUUAUUUGAUGACAUCAUGCAGCAGAAAGCGCAGAAGGAAGUGAAGAAUAACCCUGUUUUUCUGAUAACGGAGGAGGAUAUUAAACAGACGUCUGUGCUGUUGGAGACCUCAAAGAAAGAAAGAAGAGAUGAUCGACGGAAAAAGGCUGCAGAGGGCAGCGGGAGCGUGAAAGGAGGAGGAGGUGGAAAUGCCCGAGAGAUCCGAAUCCGAAAAACAAAAAAGAAGGGCAGGAAGGAUGAAGACAGCGAUGAUGAGACAACACGUGUCUCUCAGGGUAGAAAUAAGCCAGCAGAGGUGCCCUUCCUGUCAGUGGAGGAGAUCAUGGAGGUGCUUGAGGAGAAGGUGUGUGACAGCUUUGAAGAGAUGCUGCAGGAUCUUGCGGAGCUGUUAAUAAGACCAUUGUCAAAAACAUACCAGGAAGUGGUCCGAACAGCUUUCAUGUCCUCUAGUUCGACCGUAGCAGGGGGGAGUCGAAAGAAAAACGUGAAGGACCUUCAGGAGGAAAUAACCAACUUGUAUAACAACAUCCGCCUCUUUGAGAAAGGAAGCAAACUCUUCUCAGAUGAGACCCAGGCGAACAUUGCCAGGCAUGUUUUGAAGACUGUGUGUACAGAUGUUACCAAUGUUCUGCUAAGCUUUGUGGCAGCUGAGCACAUGUCAACAGACUCCACGUCUGCCAUCACCAGUGAGGUAAGACUGAAGAUUCUGGCAAAGCUCUCAGAUGAGGUUAAAGCUCCUCUGAUGAAGUUACACAACAGUCUUAAUGGAAAAAGCAUCGAAGACUUUUUGUCAUGUUUGGAGACGAGUGCAGAAGAGUGUGGGCUCCUUCUGAAGAAAGGGGAUAAAAAAAGAGAAAGGCAGGCUCUCUUUGUGCACCGUCAGGCCCUUUUGGAGCAGCUGAGAGAUGCAGAGGACCCUGCGCUUGUGUUGCAUCUGACCAGCGUUUUGCUCUUCCAGAACGCCACACACUGCAUGCUGCAUGCACCGGGACGCUGUGUGCCACACAUCAUAGGCAGCCUACAAAGCAAGAUUCCAGAGGACCAGCACAGGCUGCUGUCUCAGUACCAGAGUCUGGUGGUGAAGCAGCUGGUCGGACAGGGUCAUGGCCAGGAAAAGAAGAGUGAUCUGGGGGAGGCAGCCAGAGACAGACCUGCCAUGACCGAUGACAUGGAAGACCUUCAGAAAGAGCUCCACAGCCUCACCAAGGACAUUAAAGACCUUGUCCUUACUCCGAUAAAACCAUCCAUAACAGAGUAACACAGUUUCCUGUCAGAUAUAUAGAGAGAGAGAGAGAAUUAAACCUCGGAUGUUAAUUUGUCCUGCUACAUGAUGUAUUAGUGAUCUAUUCGAUUUUAAAUGGCUGAAAUAACGGUUCAACACAUUUCUUAUAUUACAAGCCGCAGUAAUGCUAUUACUAUCAAUGACCCAACUCUGUGCGCUGUGCCGCUAAACUUACUGAAGACGUCUUUAACAAAAAAAAGAUACCAAAGUAUUUACAAAUAUAACACAGUUAUUAAGAUUUCAUUGAGGUUUUAGCUAUUUUGUUGUAUUAUUUCUGUUGAUUUUUUAUUUUUUUUGCAAAUUUUUUCAUAUGAUGCCACCUAAGGGUGAUCUGUGUCCCCUUUGGUCAAGUUUGACCCUGUUAACACUAUCUCAAUUCUUCUAGUGCACGUGCAACUUGAGUAUAGGUGUCUAUGCAUUUCUGUGGAGAAAUAAAUGUAAUGAUUGACCUAGGAUCAUUUAAUCUUUAUUUAAGCUGUUAUUGUAUGAUUUCAAUUUGAGUCAAUUCAAUUAAAGUUAUUAAGUAGAAACAACAUUUGUAUAUCAAAUCUGUGCAUUUAGUUACCGUAACCUUAAUAGUGAAGCUCAUUCAAGUUAAGUGAACUUAAAUAGACACGUUUUGGAGACGCCAUUACUCAAUUUAAUUGAGGGAACGAGUUUACUUAAUCAAUUGAGUAAAGUUAACUUUAUUAGGGUUUUCAGAGUAAUUCCGUGUAACAUAAUGGAAUAAAUGUAUUUUUAAAUUAGCUAAUUAAGUUGCCUCAAAGUGAUAUAUGUCCCCAAUGUGACUAAUUUCUUCAGUUGUACAUGCUAUUUUUUCCUGUCACAUUCA
Xyrauchen texanus (razorback sucker) is the source of this 3366-nucleotide messenger RNA. It is a transcript of the gene ufl1, whose product is annotated as UFM1-specific ligase 1. The record is from RefSeq and is a predicted model, not a curated record. Gene Ontology annotation, molecular function: UFM1 ligase activity. The coding region runs from base 135 to 2510 and encodes 791 amino acids. Gene Ontology annotation, biological process: regulation of proteasomal ubiquitin-dependent protein catabolic process; protein K69-linked ufmylation; response to endoplasmic reticulum stress. NCBI's taxonomy places the organism in Eukaryota, Metazoa, Chordata, Actinopteri, Cypriniformes, Catostomidae. The transcript has 19 exons. Gene Ontology annotation, cellular component: endoplasmic reticulum membrane.